Messenger RNA from Pseudoliparis swirei, 3535 nucleotides. It is a transcript of the gene ddx42, whose product is annotated as DEAD (Asp-Glu-Ala-Asp) box helicase 42. Gene Ontology annotation, molecular function: ATP binding; RNA helicase activity; nucleic acid binding. The transcript has 19 exons. The coding region runs from base 90 to 2834 and encodes 914 amino acids. The record is from RefSeq and is a predicted model, not a curated record. NCBI's taxonomy places the organism in Eukaryota, Metazoa, Chordata, Actinopteri, Perciformes, Liparidae.
ACAGACUCUUGGCGCGCGCUGAUGACGUAAGCGCCUCUUAGUCUGCUGAAAACAUUGGAGGUUUUACUGGCACAAGAAAGAGCACAGCCAUGAACUGGAACAAAGGCGGUCCGGGUGUGAAACGAGGGUUCGGAUUUGGAGGAUUUUCCCUUGCAGGUAAAAAAGAAGAAGCUAGUGCACCUCCGAACUCAAACACAGCAUCGGGAGCCCCAGGAUCGAGUGGAUAUGGAAAGGGCCAGCAGCUACCAUCAUUCUACAAAAUAGGGACGAAAAGAGCCAAUUUCGAUGAGGAAAAUGCGUAUUUUGAGGAUGAUGAAGAGGAGUCCAUCAAUGUGGAUUUGCCGUACAUUCCAGCUGAGAACUCGCCCACACGCCAGCAGAUGCAGGCUGGUGGUGGGUCAGACAGUGAAGAUGACCCACUGGACGCCUUCAUGGCAGAGGUUGAGAACCAAGCGGCUAAAGACAUGAGGAAACUAGAGGAAAAAGAAAAGGAGACAAAUUCCGCAAAGGGUAUUCGUGAUGACAUUGAAGAAGAAGAUGAACAAGAAGCCUACUUCCGCUACAUGGCAGAGAAUCCCACAGCCGGGCUGAGCCUCGAGGAUGAAGAUGAAAACAUUGACUAUGACAGUGACGGGAACCCAAUCGCCCCCCUCACCAAGAAAAUUAUUUUGCCGCUUCCCCCCAUUGACCACUCUGAGAUUGAUUACCCACCCUUUGUGAAAAACUUCUACAAUGAGCAUGAAGAGCUCAGCAGCCUGACUGCAACGCAAGAGUUGGAGUUAAGGCACAAAUUGAACUUAAGAGUAUCGGGUGCAGACCCUCCAAAACCUUGUACGAGCUUUGCCCACUUCACCUUUGAUGAGCAGUUAAUGCACCAAAUCCGCAAGUCCGAGUACACUCAGCCGACACCGAUUCAGUGCCAGGGUGUGCCCAUAGCUCUGUCUGGACGUGACAUGAUUGGUAUUGCAAAAACUGGCAGUGGCAAAACUGCAGCUUUUAUCUGGCCCAUGCUGGUUCACAUCAUGGACCAAAAGGAGCUGGAGGCCGGAGAGGGGCCAAUCGCCAUCAUUGUGUGUCCCACCAGAGAGCUUUGUCAGCAGAUCCAUGCAGAAUGCAAGCGUUUCGGGAAAGCCUACUCUUUGCGUUCCGUGGCAGUUUAUGGAGGAGGCAGCAUGUGGGAGCAGGCCAAGGCUCUGCAGGAAGGCGCAGAGAUUGUGGUCUGCACUCCGGGUCGUCUGAUUGACCAUGUGAAGAAGAAGGCCACGUCCCUGCAGAGAGUGUCGUACAUGGUGUUUGAUGAGGCAGAUCGCAUGUUUGAUAUGGGUUUCGAAUAUCAGGUCAGAUCUCUUGCAAGCCAUGUCCGCCCAGACAGACAGACUCUUCUAUUUAGUGCCACUUUUCGAAAGAAGAUUGAGAGGCUUGCCAGAGACAUCUUGGUCGAUCCUAUCCGCGUGGUGCAGGGGGACAUCGGAGAGGCCAAUGAGGACGUCACCCAGAUGGUGGAGAUGCUGCACAGCGCGACAGAUAAAUGGGGCUGGCUGACCCGGCGGCUGGUGGAGUUCACCUCCUCUGGCUCAGUCCUCAUUUUUGUCACUAAGAAGUUAAACUGUGAGGAACUGGCUACUAACCUGACCCAGGAGGGUUACAGCCUGGGCCUCCUGCACGGAGACAUGGACCAAAGUGAGAGGAACAAAGUCAUCAGCGACUUCAAGAAACAGAACUUGCCUGUUCUGGUGGCCACUGAUGUAGCUGCUCGUGGUCUGGACAUCCCAUCCAUCCGCACAGUGGUAAACUACGACGUGGCACGAGACAUCGACACGCACACUCACAGGAUUGGUCGAACUGGUCGUGCUGGAGAGAAGGGCACGGCUUACACUCUCCUCACCAACAAAGACACGACAUUCGCUGGUGACCUCGUGAGAAAUCUAGAGGGCGCCAAUCAAGGCGUUUCUAAAGAACUGAUGGAUUUAGCCAUGCAGAACUCCUGGUUCAGGAAAUCCAGAUUCAAGGGUGGUCAAGGAAAGAAGAUGAAUAUUGGCGGAGGAGGUCUUGGCUACAAAGAGAGACCCGGCCUGGGGGCUGAAAGCUCUGAACGCAGCGGAAACUUUUUGUCUUCUAGUAGCUUUGAAGGCUACAGCAAACCAACGUCUGGGGCAAUGGGAGAUCGCAUGUCUGCUAUGAAACAAGCCUUCCAGGCUCAGUAUAAGAGCCACUUUGUGGCCGCGUCCAGCGGCCCUCCGAAGCUUAGCACUAAGUCUAACAGCUCGUCAUGCUGGACGAGUGCCGGCAGCCUGAGCUCCGUUCCGACCGAGUCCGCCGAUGGUCCCGAGCGGUCCCAGAGCUCCACCUUGUCCAUGUCCAUGUCCGGCUUCACCAGCGCCGGCUCCCUGAGCUCGGUGCCCACCAUUCAAACCCCUUCGCAGCACAUCUACCCUCCGGCCGCGCCUCCCCCGCCGAGAGACACCCCUCGGGAAAGACACGUGGAGGACCGGGGACGCCACGACAGUUACCGCCACAGCGACAGGAUCGAUCGACAAAGUGGCGAGGAUCGCUACGGCGACAGAGAGCGAGACGGAGACCGGGAUCGCCACGGAGACAGAGAUCGCGAGCGCCACGGGGACCGGGACCGCCACAGCAGCAGCCGCCACAGCGAUGGUCGCAAUGGAGAUGGAAGCAGGAGGGACCGAGAGGAUCGGAGGAGUGAGAGAGACGGGGGAGACAGGGGGAUUGGAGAGGGGAGGGACAGAGAGGAUCGGAGGGACGGGGGGAGUGGAGACGAUAGCUUCGCUGUCCCUGAUCCACCAAAGCGUAGAAAGAGUAGGUGGGACAACUAAAAAACACAAGUAAACACAUCAAUAGAAUAACAUGUGUCCUAACUGCUCCAUGAUGAGCUUGUCUGUUGUGUAGGCAGGUGUCAUCUCAGAGGCUGACACAAGCACAGCACCAGAGGGGGACUUUGUGGACUUUGAAUGAAAGUGUACGGUGGGGUUGGUUAGGACUUCAAGGUUUGGUCAAAGCUCAAGAGUGUCUGACAGAUCUACACAAGCAGCUCAGAGACAGUCACUGCAUUUAUCAUUAAGGCUGUUGUACGUCGCUAUGAUCCAAUAAUAGAGCUGUCAUGAAUCCUGCUGUCUGUAAACAACUCAAAACUAGGAUUAUGUUGGUUAUUGUCUUGUUUCAUCUCACUGAGCUCGUAACAUGCUUUUGUGCUCGUAAACCUGAGGCUUUCUUUUUUUCAAAUUCUUUGCAAAGAGUUUGUGUGUUUGCAUUUUGUCAAUGUACAAAGCUAACUCUCAAAACUGUUUUCAUUUUCAAAUGUGCCCGUGAUGAUUCACAGUCACACAUGUUAGAACGAUGUAGCUCUUUCUGUGUCUUGUAUUCAAGUUCCAGUGAUGUGUCUGUUUUUGGCAUUUCAGUUUGUCUAUGCUUUUGAAAUGUUUUUCAAGAAAGAAAUGUGUUUGUACGAGAGGAAUUUGAAGUGUUCAUUCACACAUGGAAAAUUAAGUUUUGAUUAAAAAGACUCCUUUGGCAUCUA